This is a messenger RNA of Xyrauchen texanus (razorback sucker), 3888 nucleotides long. It is a transcript of the gene ncanb, whose product is annotated as neurocan b. Bases 1 to 3888 code for a protein of 1295 amino acids. The transcript is spliced from 14 exons. The record is from RefSeq and is a predicted model, not a curated record. Gene Ontology annotation, molecular function: calcium ion binding; hyaluronic acid binding. Gene Ontology annotation, biological process: cell adhesion. Lineage: Eukaryota; Metazoa; Chordata; Actinopteri; Cypriniformes; Catostomidae.
AUGCUGGGGGAGCUCCGCUUGACUGGGCUACAGUCUCUUCUGGCUGUGUGUCUUCUCUUCAUCCUAGAGCAUGGCACGGUGAGCUGUGACACUGUGGUGAACAUGCGUAAAGUGACCCACCAGAGGGUCCAGGAGCCUCUGUCGGGUAUGGCCCUUCUGCCUUGUGUCUUCACUCUGCACCCGAGUCCUUCUAACGAACCCCCCCGUAUCAAGUGGACCAAACUGUGGGGCCAGCAAGGGCCAUAUGGUCUACAGAAGCAACAAUCAAUUCUGGUGGCUAAAGACAAUAUAAUAAAGGUGAAGAAAGCAUUCCAGGGCCGCGUCACCUUGCCGGGAUACCCCAAGAACCGCUACAAUGCCAGCUUGGCACUGACAGGCCUGCGAUCCAGCGACUCGGGAAUGUACCGCUGUGAGGUUGUGGUCGGCAUUAAUGAUGAACAAGAUACGGUGCCCCUCCAGGUCACAGGGGUGGUCUUCCACUACCGUGCACCUCACGACCGCUACGCACUCUCCUUCUUUGAUGCCAAGAGAGUCUGUCUGGAGAACUCCGCCAUGAUUGCCACACCUGCCCAGCUGCAGGCCACAUUUGAUGACGGCUAUGACAACUGUGAUGCUGGCUGGCUCUCGGACCAGACUGUGAGGUAUCCCAUCCAGUCUCCGCGGCCUGGCUGCUAUGGUGACAGGGACGACUCACCUGGCAUGAGAAACUACGGCAGUAGAGCCCUUGAUGAAAUGUUUGACGUGUACUGCUUUGCUGACAACUUGCAAGGCGAGGUAUUCCACUCAAGUGUGCAAGAGAAGCUGAGCCUGGCAUCGGCCUCCACUCACUGCCACACUCUGAGUGCUCAGCUGGCCACAGUCGGGCAGCUCUACCUAGCCUGGCAGGGUGGCCUAGACCGCUGUGACCCCGGAUGGCUGACAGAUGGCAGUGUACGUUACCCUAUCAACCUGCCUCGGCAUAACUGUGGAGGAGAUGAACCAGGAGUGCGGACCGUUUACCACAACCCCAACCGUACCGGCUUCCCUGACACUACUAAUCUCUUCGACGCCUACUGCUACCAAGAGAGGAAUGCUGAUGAGCAGGCAGUGAUACUCCACCAGACACUGGAAACCUCUAAUUCAAACUCUUCAAGUGAUGAAGAAGUCCAUCUCCAAAGAAAUGGAGCCUUCCCUGAACCUUCUACCUGGACCGGUCUGGUUGAUCUUGAGAAGGAAGAUUUCCAAUCCAUCAUAAACAACGAAUCUUCAGAAAUCUCAGAGGAGCAUGUUGUAAUCCACCUUAGGCCUAAAGAUAGGUCUGUAAACCGGGAAGAUGAUGGCUCCAAAUAUACUUUGGAUAAACAAGAGAACCUUCAAGGGGGCUCAGCAAGAGAGGAAACUGAUGAGAGAGAUGAAGCAGAGGAUCUUAAGGCAACUUCUGACCCCUUCUUGUCCACGCCAUCCUCCUCCACGCAAGAUCAGACCAGCAACAGCAUGAUUUCCAACUUUUUGAACUCAAUCCUAAAGCCCUUGAGGUACUGGACCGGGAUUGGAGGGACUGAGAUACCAGCCACAGAGUCCAGCCUCUACAGAGGAACCUCAGAAAUUGUCCCAUCAGCCAGGACAAAGCCAAGUAGAGGGAACGCAAACAAAGGAGAUGCUGAUAAUGCCACAUUGGAGCCUAAUACUAAGGAACUUUCAUACAUCCCCUCCACAUCAAAUCCAGAGGAAGGCCCCUUGGAACAGGUGAAAGAGGUGGUCUUUGUGGCUGCACAGCAGGAGAUACAGAGUCCAAACAAAUCCCAAAUGGAACAUCCAAAUUCACAGACCGAUAGCUUAACCGGUCCAUCCAGAGGAAUGAUUGGAUCAGGCGCAGUAGAUCCCACUGUUUCCUCAAGUCCCUUGGCAUCUAAGAGCAACUUCGGCUCUGCAACAGUGCGGAGCAGCCAACAACUCUCGGCACCAAAGUCCUUGAAAGGCUCAAAGUUUGGCUCCUCAGGCAAUAAUGGGCACUUCAUAACUCAAACCAGUGGUCCUAUGGAAGCCAAAAGGGGAGGCUUGAAGAUCAUGACCAUCCCCAUCUCAAGGAACAACCCUGAAAACUUCUCAGGGGAAGGGAAAGACUUGAACGAAGACAGUUACCCACUUCUAAAAGGCCCUGCAAUACAUUUAUCUUCAGAGGAUGAAAAAGAAACAGAGGGAAGUGGUGGAAAAUAUUUGCCAUUCACCGUUGAUGGCCAGCUGAUAGAAACUGACCAUUCCAGUGACCAAAGUGUUCCUGUGGAGGUGGUCAAAUGGCAGCUAAUGAGUCUCCAGACAACUCAACCUUCUCUUGGAUCCAGUUCCUCUGAACCCAAGCAUCUGGAACCAGAUAACAUGGCUGAGGAGGCCAGGGGAGAGAUUGUGUAUGUCUAUCGGCCCAGUGAAAAACACAAAAACAGUCUGUCAAACAAAGUAAAGUUGCCUUUUCUCGAAAUGAAGCAAAGCACAAAUUUUACCAACGCACCUAAAAUAAACACUUCUAGCAUGGGUACCACACCAAACCCUGUCACAAGAGCUGCCGAUUCAAUUCACGGUGAACUGCCAAUCACAUCAACCAUUGGGAACACCCAUUCCCAAUUAGGAGAUUCCUACACUACUGAAGAUAUUUUGCGUACUACAGAUCCAUCCAUUUCUAGCUCAUGGCUACCAGUUGUUCAAGAGGAAGCGGAUACGCCAACGGCACCUGUUCCUAUCACAAUAGUGACUAAACCUGGACCUCAGAUUACGCAAAAUACAGUUCAGCCAACAAGUAUAGAUCAUAUGGAGACUUCACAACUGGCUGAGUCCAGGUCAGAAGUGUCGGAGUCGUUUCUGUUGGCUCGUGGCUGGACAACUUUUUCCAGACACAUUUCUACAGAGGAUCCAUCGUCCCAGACCACAGGAAGCUCAGAGAAAGAUAUUGCAAACAAAACUGUCACUGGCUGGGAAAAUACCUCCAAAACAUCAGCUGAGGAUGAUCCUUGCCAGACCAACCCGUGCCUGCAUGGUGGGAGCUGUCUGACUGAGGGAGAGGGUUAUAGUUGCCUUUGCCCUCAGGGCUAUUCUGGAGAGAGCUGUGAGAUCGAUAUUGAUGAUUGUCAGUCUAAUCCGUGUCAGAAUGGAGGCACCUGUAUUGACGAGAUCAACUCCUUUGUAUGCCUGUGUCUGGCCAGCUAUAGCGGAGCCACUUGUGAGAAAGACACCGAGGGUUGUGAGCACAGUUGGAGGAAAUUCCACGGUCAUUGCUACAAGUACUUCACUCGCAGACACAUUUGGGAGGAUGCCGAGAAGGACUGCAGAGAACACAGCGGACACCUUGCCAGCAUCCAUUCCACACAAGAGCAAGACUUCAUUAACGGUAUGAGUCAUGAGAACACGUGGAUUGGUCUAAAUGACCGGAUGGUGGAAGAUGACUUCCAGUGGACUGACAACAUGGAUCUGCAUUAUGAGAACUGGAGGGAGAACCAGCCAGAUAAUUUCUUUGCGGGCGGAGAGGACUGCGUGGUGAUGAUCGCCCAUGAGAACGGCAAAUGGAACGAUGUGCCCUGCAACUACAACCUGCCCUACAUCUGCAAGAAAGGCACAGUACUGUGUGGAACUCCACCGAACGUGGACAAUGCUUUCCUAAUUGGUCGGAAGCGUUCACACUAUGACAUACACUCUGUGGUGCGUUACCAGUGUGCUGAUGGGUUCUUUCAGCGCCACAUCCCCACCAGCAAGUGUCAUGCCAACGGCAAAUGGGACCGACUCAAGAUCGUCUGUACAAAGUCACGGAGAUCUCACCGCUACAGACGCCAUCACCACAAGUCCCAUCAUGAGCGCAGAAAGCACAAGAGGCAUGGUUCAGGAGGUCAUCGAGGUCAACAGGAAGGUCACGGCCAUUUCUAA